Racocetra persica is the source of this 308-nucleotide messenger RNA. Lineage: Eukaryota; Fungi; Glomeromycota; Glomeromycetes; Diversisporales; Gigasporaceae. The record is from the annotation of a GenBank genome assembly.
AAAAUACAAAGGAAAAGAUAAUUAAAACAAGUGAUGAAAAGAAGAGUUGUGGAAAUAAGAAGAAAGAGAAUGUGAAAGUCAGUUUGAUAAAUAUGAAUAUUAGUGAAUUGUGUAGUACUAGACACUGUGAUGACAAAAAGAAUAAAAUUGAAAGAGAUAAAAAUAUGACACUUAUCUGUUACCAAAACACUGGUAAUAUAGAUGAUGAUGAAAAAGAAAUGCUUGAACAGAAGUCAGAGCAUGUUGAGAGUGGAGAAUCAUUUGUAAAACCUAAAUCCAAAAAUGAAAAUAGAUUAGUAUUCGACUAG